AUGUCAAUUAAGAAUUUAGAAAAAGAAAGGCUUUGCGCUCUGGGAGACAAGAUUACUACUGUUGUUACAAGGUUAAUUAAUCCAAACAACUCGGUGGGACGAAUGAUGAACCGCCGACAAAGUUGCGCAGUAAAUAAUAGAGUAAGUAGCGGAAGACGAAAGGCCAAAUAUGUUGACUGA
Molecule: messenger RNA, 180 nt
Organism: Racocetra fulgida
Lineage: Eukaryota; Fungi; Glomeromycota; Glomeromycetes; Diversisporales; Gigasporaceae
Source: the annotation of a GenBank genome assembly